This is a messenger RNA of Ipomoea nil (Japanese morning glory), 651 nucleotides long. RefSeq names its product cytochrome P450 82A4-like. The record is from RefSeq and is a predicted model, not a curated record. Gene Ontology annotation, molecular function: iron ion binding; heme binding; monooxygenase activity. Gene Ontology annotation, biological process: defense response to other organism. The transcript has a single exon. The coding region runs from base 1 to 534 and encodes 177 amino acids. Lineage: Eukaryota; Viridiplantae; Streptophyta; Magnoliopsida; Solanales; Convolvulaceae.
AUGGCUCAAGAAGAACUAGACAUGGUAGUUGGCAUGGAAAGAAAGGUUGAUGAAUCAGAAGUUAAUAAUUUGGUUUAUCUUCAAGCUAUUGUCAAAGAAGCAUUUAGAAUAUACCCUGGAGCUCCACUAGGAGGCCCAAGAAUAUUCGCUAAUGAUUGCACCGUAUCUGAUUUUCAUGUUCCAAAAAAAACUUGGUUGUUCAUUAACGUGUGGAAACUCCAACGAGAUCCACAAGUUUGGUCUAACCCUCUAGAAUUUAAACCUGAGAGGUUUAUUAACGAUCAUAAAGACCUUGAUGUUCUAGGACAAGAUUUUGAGUUGAUCCCGUUCGGUGCUGGUAGAAGAAUGUGUCCAGGAAUAACUUUUGGUCUUCAAAUGUUGUACUUGGUGUUGGCUAAUUUGUUACAAUCUUUUGAGCUCUCAAAUGUUUCUAAUGAAGGAAUUGAUAUGACUGAGACUGCUGGACUAACCAACAUCAAAGCUACACCACUUGAAAUUUACAUAGCUCCCCGCCUCUCUCAUUAUCUUUAUUAGUCAAACCCACCUGAAUAUGUAUAUGUGUAUGUGUGAUGUGUCUACAGUAAAAUUAUUAAAGACUACAUUAUUAUACUUCCAACUUUGAAGCCAGUGCACAAUAUGUGAAUUUAACUA